UGGCACUGCUGAUCUGGCACGGUGACGUGGCGCUGCUGACGUGGCACUGUACCGAACCGGGAUGCAUGCAAGGGGUGGAUGGGAGGGAAAACGGAGGUCGACAGCAAGGAGCACGGCUAUGGCGCCCAGGUGGUUGUGGUUCUGGUUGUUGUUGUGGUUGUUGUUGUUGUUGUUGUUGUUGUGGUUGUUGUUGUUGUUGUUGUUGUUGUUGUUGUUGUUGUUGUUGUUGUGCAGGUCGAAAGCGUGGAGCACGGCAAUGGCGCCCAGGUCGACAGCGUGGAGCACGGCUAUGGCGUCCAGGUGGUUGUUGUUGUUGUUGUUGUUGUUGUUGUUGUUGUUGUUGUUGUGCAGGUCGACAGCGUGGAGCAUGGCUAUGGCGCCCAGGUCGACAGCGUGGAGCACGGCUAUGGCACCCAGGUGGUUGUGGUUCUGGUUGUUGUUGUGGUUGUUGCUGUUGUUGUUGUUGUUGUUGUUGUUGUUGUUGUUGUGCAGGUCGACAGCGUGGAGCACGGCUAUGGCGCCCAGCUAAGUAACGCUGACGCAGGUCGCCAGUGUGGAGCACGGCUAUGGCGCCCAGUUAAGUCGCCAGUCGCCAGUGUGGAGCACGGCUAUGGCGCCCAGUUAUUACCGCUGACGCAGGUCGACAGCGUGGAGCACGGCAAUGGCGCCCAGGUCGACAGCGUUGAGCACGGCUAUGGCGCCCAGGUGGUUGUGGUUCUAGUUGUUGUUGUGGUUGUUGCUGUUGUUGUUGUUGUUGUUGUUGUUGUUGUUGUUGUUAUUGUUGUUGUUGUUGUUGUUGUUGUUGUUGUUGUUGUUGUUGUUGUGCAGGUUGACAGCGUGGAGCACGGCUAUGGCGCCCAGGGAGCCAGUGUGGAGCACGGCUAUGGCGCCCAGUUAAGUACCGCUGACGCAGGACCUGCAGCAGGUGCAGAUUCCACUGUUGUUGUAACAAGCAACGAGGUUGGAACUUCUGCAAUUGCUGCAGCCCCAAGAACGGAACCAGCCGCUGCUGGUCCCAGCCACGCCAGUCCCUAUGUGGACCGGAACGCGGUUCAAAUACCGUCCAAGUACGAUGGCAAGGAAGACAUAGAGUCCUGGAUCGGCUCCAUGAGGGCCUACUUUGAGAUCCUGGGGACUCAAGCUGAGACCCAGGCGGUUAUCAUGGGUAUGAAUGUCGAGCCUGUCGUACGGGGCUUCCUAGAAGUCCAAGCAACGCGGGCUGGGUUUCCAAAGGCUGCAUUGGCCAAAUGGCUAAGGGCCACCCCGGUUGCCUCCCUCGAAGAACUCCUUACCUCAGAAUACCAAGAUCCACAUGUUGCUGCUAAAGCAAGAAUUCAACUGGAUAAAGUGAAGCACAGCAAGUGGAAUGGUUCCAUGAAAAGCCUGCAGACCUAUCUAAGCAAGCUGUUUGUCACUCCUGGUCUGGAAUUGUCCCCGCAAUCUUGCUUGGAUGUGGUCAAGGGCGCGGUUCCAACUAACUUCACUAGUCGCCUGGGCACAGGCUACAUUGCAUACACUGACUGGCUCGCCUUAAUGGAGGACGUAGUCGGUCUGGAGGCCAUGGACCUCGUUAGCACGGCAGGCAGCAAGAAGCCCAUGGGCGGCAGACAGUACAAGGGCAGCAACCGUUUUGCUGUGCAUGACCUGCUGGAGGCCGAAGGAGAAGCCGAUGCGGUUAACCCCACUCUUGGUGACGACCAAGAACAGGACUCCGAUACAGCUUAUUCGGUCGUCUCUAUACGCGACUUGCGACCGGACUUUGGUGAUCCCUUUGCUGAUUCCCCGCCCCCACCUGUCCCAUCAGACAUUCAAGCCCUCCUCGAUCGGUUUCCGGAAGUCUUGGACGAGCCACUUGGAGUCCCCAUGCGACCGGUUCGACACACCAUCGAGUUGACCGAGGGUGCUGUUCCUCCAAAGGGCUGCGUGUACCGUAUGGGACCUGACGAGUUGGAGGAACUCCGGCGGCAGAUCGAUGAGAUGAUUGACAAGGGGUGGAUCAAACCAAGUGAAUCUGCAUUUGGUGCUCCUGUGUUGUUUGUGCCAAAGAAAGGAGGCAAACUCCGCAUGUGUAUUGACUAUCGUGGUCUAAACCGCAUCACAAGAAAGAAUGCUUACCCAUUGCCUCGUAUAGAUGACUUGCUUGAUGCUGCAGGCGGGUGCAAGGUCUUCUCCAAGAUCGAUCUCAAGUCUGGCUACCACCAAAUUGAAGUCGAUCCUGCGGACCAGCACAAGACUGCGUUCAAAACGCGCGAUGGGCUUUAUGAGUUUACCGUAAUGCCCUUCGGUCUUACGAACGCACCAGCCACGUUCCAAAGCCUCAUGGACAAGGUCCUCCGCGAACAGAUUGGCCGGUUCGUGGUAGUGUACCUGGACGAUAUCCUGAUUUUCAGCAAGUCCAUGGAGGAACACCACAAGCAUCUUGAGGAGGUACUUGUUGUCCUCAAGAAGACGCAACUCCAUCUCAACUUGGAUAAAUCCG
Messenger RNA from Chara braunii, 2479 nucleotides. NCBI's taxonomy places the organism in Eukaryota, Viridiplantae, Streptophyta, Charophyceae, Charales, Characeae. The record is from the annotation of a GenBank genome assembly.